CAAAUUGACAGGACGUGAACGCGAAGGAAAUAUAAUCGAACAAGGAUCGAAUCGAACAACAUUGCGUUUGGGGAAUAAACGCUGUAAAAAUGCCUUUCGGUCGGUUAUUGCUGCGAACAUCGACUAUCAAUAAGAUGGUCAGCAGAAAUGCGUUCACCGCCUUCAAACCUGAUCCUUCAAAGCCAAACAUGCUGAGAGUAGGGCUGGCAUUUGGAAGCACAGCUUUCCUCUGGGGAUUGCUCUUCAAACAACACAGCACUGAUGUGCUGGAAUACAAAACAAGGAAUGGGCUAGAGUAAAUCAUGGGGGUGCCGAGUGCUGUUCAUUGGUUCUCUGGGUUCUCCCAUUUAAAUGUUCCUCUGCUAUGAAAAUAUGUACAAAAAUGUUUAAUAAAAAUGUCUAUUUGUAAACUCUGCGAAAUCACGUUGGUUGUUGUUAUU
Molecule: messenger RNA, 440 nt
Organism: Triplophysa rosa
Lineage: Eukaryota; Metazoa; Chordata; Actinopteri; Cypriniformes; Nemacheilidae
Gene: ndufc1
Product: NADH:ubiquinone oxidoreductase subunit C1
Exons: 4
Coding region: 90-299 (69 amino acids)
Cellular component (GO): mitochondrion
Source: RefSeq, a predicted model, not a curated record